Molecule: messenger RNA, 2839 nt
Organism: Gavia stellata (red-throated loon)
Lineage: Eukaryota; Metazoa; Chordata; Aves; Gaviiformes; Gaviidae
Gene: ST3GAL1
Product: ST3 beta-galactoside alpha-2,3-sialyltransferase 1
Exons: 6
Coding region: 93-1121 (342 amino acids)
Molecular function (GO): beta-galactoside (CMP) alpha-2,3-sialyltransferase activity
Source: RefSeq, a predicted model, not a curated record
GGCAGGUGCCUGCAACACUCUUUCCUUUUUGCCUUACGUUGGACCCUACUUCAUACUUGGUCAGCGGCGACGGCAGAACCCGAGCGGGAAAGAUGGUCGUCGUAAGGAGGAAGAACGUGAAAGUGUUUACCUUCGCCUUUUUGCUCAUCACGGUAACGUCAUUUCUGCUGAACUACACGAACCAGGUGACCACGACCACCUGGGAUCUGAGACAUCUCAUCAUGCAGUUUUCAGAGCAAGUCCAAAAACUCUUCAAGUACCCCAGGAGACCAUGCAGCUGUCGCACGUGCAUUUCUGAGCUGGGACAUUCCCUCUGGUUUGAUCAGAGAUUUAAUUCAACUAUGCAACCUUUCCUGACCUCACAAAAUGCCUUGAUCCCAGAAGACAGCUACAGGUGGUGGCUGAAACUGCAAGGAGAGAAAACUCCGAAGAAUAUUAAUGCUACUCUCAAGGAAUUUUUUGGGAUCAUUCCCGGGGAUGGGGAUCCGCUGCAAGACCGAGGCACUUACAUGUGCAAACGGUGCGCCGUCGUGGGCAACUCUGGGAACCUUCUGCAGUCUCAAUAUGGCCAAGAUAUUGACUCCCAUGACUUUGUGCUCAGAAUGAACCGUGCCCCUACCACUGGCUACGAAUCAGAUGUUGGGAGCAAGACCACUCACCACUUUGUUUACCCCGAGAGCUACAAAGAGUUGGCAGAAAACGUGAGCAUGAUCCUGAUCCCCUUCAAAACCCUGGACCUGCGCUGGGUUGUCACCGCUCUCACCACAGGCACCAUCAACUUCACAUACGUUCCAGUUCCACGGAAAAUCAAAGUCAAGAAAGAAAAGAUCCUGGUUUAUAAUCCAGCUUUUAUGAAAUACGUCUAUGAAAACUGGCUCCAGCAUCAUGGGAGAUACCCCUCCACAGGCCUUCUGACUUUGAUAUUUGCACUCCACGUAUGCGAUGAGGUGAAUGUAUACGGUUUUGGAGCAGACAGCAAAGGACACUGGCAUCAUUACUGGGAAAACAACGCUUCAGCUGGGGCUUUCCGGAAGACGGGUGUCCAUGACGGGGAUUUUGAGUUCAAUGUAACUUUGACUCUUGCCUCCAUUGAAAAAAUAAAUUUUUUCAAGGGCAGAUGACCCUGGCCACGGGGAAAAGUGGGGGCUGCAAUUUCCAACAUGCAGCAGAACAAAGCCCAGUGAAGAUGAUCAGGGCGCCAGCCAGGUUUGAAUGCGUGAAUCUGCGGUGGAUUCGGAGUGUCUCCCUGCUGCAAUGCUCACCGCAGGGAGCUUGGCCGAGGACCGGCUUCCACGCCGCACGUGAUUUCCUAUCUACAGAUAGCUGGGAACUACCAAUCAAUCAGUUGUGGGAAUAAAUGAAUCUCUGCUUAGGCUCUACAGUUGAUUUCUGAAUUACUGAUGAAAGAUCUGCCUGUUGCAAUUAGGGGAAAACUGGGCACAGGAACUGAACUGCUGUUUGUGUGUCCAUUCUUUCCUCGAGUAAGGCAAGAGAUCCUUGAAGAAGAGUGAAAACGACUUCUGGGACUUGAGACCCGCCAGGGCAGCUGUGAACAUCAUAGUAAGGAUUACCUCAAAGAAAUGAAUUCACUUCUGCUGUUGAUCUUCGUUUUGAACUGUCUCUUCUGUUUCCUCUUUUACUUCUGGUUUCACGCUGUAUUAAGCAAAAACAUGAUGAAGUUGCCUGGAGUAGUAAAAUUUUCAGUCAUUGCCUCAUUCUGCAUUGAUAGUGUCUAGAAAAUAUGGAUCAAAUCAUCUCUGAUCAUAUGUUAUUUAAUAUUGCUUCCUAUACAGCCAUAAUGAGAGAGAAAACAAUACUGAAAACUCCAGCAAAAAAAAAUGGCCUUUUUAGCCACUUGUUUGUUUGUCUUGUUACGUUAUAUAUAAGUUUUAUUUCUUUUUUUUUUUGGUGGAAAAUACUCUGGAAUGCUCAUUUUUAUUUAAUCAGUCUAAGGUUGGAAAGUGGACUUUUUUCUUUCAGUCGUUUAUAUGUGCCUUUUAUAAUUGUGCAACAGAUGUGAUUUUUUUUUUUUUAAAGACGACAAACCCUAAAUUAAACUUUUUUAUAAAAGGGGGAAAAAUUAACCAAAGUUUAACCUCCAUGUGGUAUACUUUUGUAGUCAAAACCAAUAAUAACAGUUCCUAUAUUGUAUUUGAGCAAAUACAAACAAGAGUAAUUUUUAAAGGUAGCUUUUACCUUUUUUAUGGGAAAAUAUCCAAAAGUUCCAAGGAAACUUUUCCUCUUAUUUUUUUACAAAUUUAGAAAGUGGUAUUUCUUUGCAAGGUCUCUAUUUGAAAUGGAAGAAAUAUCAUGGGUUGGGAUAUCAGCUAGUAAUACAAGAGGAAUCUUUUGCCUUGUAGCAGCAUCUACAAGGACACAAUUUACACAAGCUGAUCCUACAGUGUAAGCCAGACUUCAAAAUUAUGUGCAUCUCUGGAUGAAUGGGUGUAUUAAUGUCAGUACCUCUAGGCAGUGAGAGGAGGGAAGUGACAGUGGAGAUUUUAUAGCUACAGACUUUUGCUGGAGUCAACGCAUUUAAUCCUCAAGGACAGAUAAAGCAUGAAUUCAAGAACAAAGUUCACGUAGUGAAGAAUGGGGAACAGUGUUUUUUUUCUUCCCAAUACCAUGAAAAUAGGAUUAAUGAAUUAUUGACCCAUUUUCAGCUCUGAUGAAGCCAAUGGAGUUCUUGCCACAGACUUCAAGGGAUCAGGCUUGGAAAAAAUGGCAUAUUUAAUUUUUAAUGGGUUACGAUGGUUGGGGUUUGUGGCAGUUUAGAAAUCGUCUAAAUGACUCGUCUUUCAUGCACCAAUUGUGGCAGCACAUCCCAGCGGAUGAGUGU